ACAAAAUAAAUCCACGUAAAAAGGUUGAUAUCCCGGCAUUUAUUUAUAAAAUAUCCGAUGUCAGCCGCCAGGAUCCAGGAAUACGAUUGCACCGCGAAGUGUAGACACCGCCAGCAUGGAAACGCAAUCACAGCCGCGCUGACUAAGCGCUCCAUUGACCACCAAAAGCUGGCGGCUUUUAUUUUCAAGACGUGCGGAAAUUUCGCCAAUAUUCUUGACGACCUGGGUCGCUCGGCGGUGCACAUGGCUGCAUCCACUUCACGAUACGAGAUUCUAGAGUGGCUGCUUAAUCAUGGAGCCUAUAUAAAUGGCCAGGAUUAUGAAUCCGGCAGUAGCCCAUUGCACAGAGCCCUAUAUUAUGGCUCAAUAGAUUGUGCCGUACUACUACUACGCUACGGGGCCAGCUUGGAGCUUCUUGAUGAGGACACCAGAUGUCCACUGCAAGCCAUCUGUCGAAAGUGUGAUGAUUAUGACUUUGCCAUGGACUCGCAGAACGAUGUCCUGGUUUGGGGUUCCAACAAGAACUACAACCUUGGCAUUGGCAACGAGCAGAACACCAAUUCCCCACAGGCGGUGGACUUUUUCCGCAAGUCCAAUCUGUUUUUGGAACAGGUGGCCCUUGGAGCUUACCAUAGUCUAUUUUGCGACAAAAAGGGUCACCUUUACGCCGUUGGUCAUGGCAAAGGUGGUCGCCUUGGCAUUGGUGUAGAAAAUAGCCUGCCUGCUCCCAAGAGGGUGAAGGUGUCCUCAAAACUUGGCGACGAUUCCAUAUUGUGUAUCAGCGUCUCCCGUCAGCACUCUCUAGUGCUCACGCACCGCUCACUUGUUUUCGCCUGCGGCUUAAACACAGACCAUCAGCUGGGAGUGCGUGAUGCCCCCGAGCAUCUCACUCAGUUCAAAGAAGUGGUCGCAUUGCGUGACAAAGGUGCCAGCGAUCUGGUGCGUGUGAUCGCCUGUGAUCAGCACUCGAUCGCCUACGGCAGCAGGUGUGUCUACGUCUGGGGGGCCAACCAAGGCCAGUUUGGCAUCAGUGCUAACACACCGACCAUUAUGGUGCCCACAUUGAUAAAGCUGCCUGCCAAGACUACAAUCCGUUUUGUGGAGGCCAACAAUGCAGCCACGGUAAUUUACAGUGAGGAGAAGAUGAUUACUCUUUACUAUGCAGACAAGACUAGAUACAUUAAGACGCCAAACUACGAAGAUCUCAAAAGCAUAUCGGUGAUGGGUGGAAACGUUAAGAACUCCACCAAGGGCUCUGCUGCAGCUUUGAAGCUAAUGAUGCUUACUGAAACCAAUGUAGUGUAUUUGUGGUAUGAGAAUACUCAGCAAUUUUACAGAUGUAAUUUUUCACCUAUACGCCUUCCCCAAAUUAAAAAAAUCCUCUACAAGUGCAAUCAGGUUAUGGUGCUUUCUGAGGAUGGCUGUGUUUAUCGGGGAAAGUGCAAUCAGAUUGCCUUGCCCGCCUCAGCACUUCAAGAGAAGUCCCGGGCUAACCUUGACAUCUGGCAGGACAACGAUCAGAAUAAAACUGAAAUCUCGCGGGAGCACGUGAUCCGUAUCGAGUUGCAACGAGUGCCAAAUAUAGACCGAGCCAGCGACAUAUUUUGCGACGAAGGAUUCUCCUCUUUCGCCGUCCUUCAGGAGUCACAUACUAAGUACUUCCGAAAACCAACACUGCCACGCAAAGAGCACAGCUUUAAAAAGCUGCUGCACGAGACCAGCGACUGCGAUGCUGUCCACGAUGUGGUGUUUCAUGUGGAUGGUGAGAAGUUCGCUGCCCACAAGUUCAUCAUAUAUAGUCGGGCACCAGGUCUUACCGAGCUCAUACGCUUUUAUUUGGAUAAGAAUAUAUAUCUUAAUUUUGAGCAUUUAACGGGGAAGAUGUUUGAAUUGAUUCUGAAGCACAUCUACACGAGUUAUUUGCCAACUGAGGAUGAUAUCGACUGUAUACAGCAAAGCUUGGGCCCCGCGAAUCCACAACAGCGGACCCGAACCUGUGAGAUGUUCCUUCCACAUCUGGAGAAGUUUCAGCUAGUCGAGCUGGCCAAGUACGUGCAUAGUUACGUGCGAGACAAUCAAUUCCCACUGCCCAAUGCUCGCCAGCGUUUCAGUCGAUUGCAUCGCUCCGAUUUUCCGGAGCUCUAUGAUGUAAAGAUUGUGUGCGAGGACGGAAAGAUACUAGAGGCUCAUAAAUGUAUGUUAGUAGCACGGUUAGAAUACUUCGAGAUGAUGUUCAUGCACUCCUGGGCGGAACGUUCUUCUGUCACAAUGGAGGGCGUUCCUGCGGAGUAUAUGGAACCGGUUUUGGACUACCUUUAUAGUCUAGAAACCGAGACAUUCUGCAAGCAGGGUUACCUGGAGACGUUCCUUUACAAUAUGAUCACUAUUUGCGACCAGUAUUUUAUAGAGUCGCUCCAGAACGUGUGUGAGUCACUCAUUCUAGACAAGAUCAGCAUAAGAAAGUGCGGAGAGAUGCUUGAGUUUGCUGCCAUGUACAACUGCAAAUUACUGCAGAAGGGCUGCAUGGACUUCAUCUGCCAAAAUCUGGCAAGAGUGCUUUGCUAUCGUAGUAUUGAACAAUGCGAUGGGGAGACUCUAAAAUGCCUGAAUGACCACUAUCGAAACAUGUUUAAAAGAGUGUUUGAUUAUCGGCAAAUAACACCCUUCUCAGAGGCUAUAGAGGAUGAGCUGUUGCUAAGUUUUGUGGAUGGUUGUGAGGUGGACCUGGAUUACAGAAUGGAUGCGGAGUCCAAGCUUAAGCAGGCUGCCAAGCACAAGCAGAAGGACUUACGCAAGCAGGAUGCCCGACACCAGUAUGAACAGCAAGCCAUAUCAAGCAUGAUGCGAUCUCUAAGCGUCAGCGAAUCGGCUCCCGGACCAGAGGUGCCUUCAUCCCCACAGGAAAGCUCACGCAGCGAAGUCAAAAACUGGUCACGGGUGGUGGACAAAAAGGAUCAAAAGCGUAAACAGGCUGAAACUGCUUUGAAAGUGAACAACACACUCAAGCAGGAGGAGCCCCCUACUCCUGAACUGAUACCCAUUGAAAGAAAGCCUCUAAAAGAGCAAACACCUCCGCCAUACUCUUCUGAAACGGAACCCACUACUCCCUUGAGCAAGAGUUACAACCUCGAUUUUAGCUCAUUAACGCCCCAGUCGCAGAAACUUUCACAGAAACAACGAAAGCGUCUUUCCUCCGAAUCCAAGAGUUGGCGGGCCAACCAACCCCUGGUAGAGCAAUUCUCCACGCCGGUUGCAGUGCCGAAUGCAUGGGGAGUGACCACCACACCGUCAAGUUCGUUCAAUGACACUUUUACCUCGCCGACCACUGGUAGCAGUUCGGAUCCGACCUCAUUUGCCAAUAUGAUGAGAGGACAAGCAGCCUCAUCGACCACUCCUACUGAACAGGGCCAGAGCUUCUCGCGCAUCCUGGCCGAUGAGAGAAGGCAGAGAGAGUCCUACGAGCGCAUGCGAAACAAAUCUUUGGUUCACACACAGAUCGAAGAGACGGCUAUUUCUGAGCUAAGAGAGUUCUACAAUGUGGACAACAUAGACGACGAGACAAUAACUAUUGCCCGCAUGUCCAGGCCCAGUGACAUCAAUUUCAGCACAUGGUUAAGGCAGUAAAUUGGUAUAUGGAUGCCCCUCAGGUAGCUUAGUAAUAUAGAGUGUUUGUUUUCGUUAUUGUUUUUAUUAAGUGUCCGAAUUGUAAGUGAUUUUGAAGCUGAUUUACUGCAACCGGGGGCAUCAAAUGUAGAACUCGGAGCCGCCUGCAAAGAAGCUCACGAUGUACUCGUUCUGAACCAGAUGCAAUCGGGAUUUGGACGGCACAUUGGGUAACAAACUUUAUUGCAUGAGUACAUAGAUUAUACAUAUAGAUAUAGAUAUUUACAAGCUGGGGGACACACUCAACAAUGAGGCAACAAGACAGGUGACGAAUAAAUAGCCAUCUAAGCUAAGCUAAACCGAACCGAACCCGAAAUAAACCCGUUGCUUAUGCAAAUGAGAACAAGA
This is a messenger RNA of Drosophila eugracilis, 4011 nucleotides long. Its product is annotated as inhibitor of Bruton tyrosine kinase. Gene Ontology annotation, molecular function: protein binding. The record is from RefSeq and is a predicted model, not a curated record. NCBI's taxonomy places the organism in Eukaryota, Metazoa, Arthropoda, Insecta, Diptera, Drosophilidae. Bases 58 to 3624 code for a protein of 1188 amino acids. The transcript has 8 exons.